Messenger RNA from Heterotrigona itama, 9326 nucleotides. The record is from the annotation of a GenBank genome assembly. NCBI's taxonomy places the organism in Eukaryota, Metazoa, Arthropoda, Insecta, Hymenoptera, Apidae.
UAUUAUAACUUCUUUUCAAAUGAAUAACCAUAAUUUGAUACCACGUUCAAAAUACACAUUGUUUUUACGUAUAGCGUAUAAUUAAUUUAAAUUAAUAACACUGACUGACAAUCAUUGGUAAAAAGUAAAAACAUAAAUAUAUCUAUGUACAUGUACAUGUACGUAAUAUGUACAACUACUUAUUUGCAUAUGUAACACGCAAAAGGUUUCAAACAAAGUAAUUUAAUUUCUCUUUUUAGAAAAUAAAAAUUAUAUCGUUAGGAGUGCACGAUUAAUUAAAAUCUUUAAUCUUACUUAUUCUAUAAAUCGUAUUAAAGUAAUACAUAAUUAUUUCUUAUUUAGCAUUUAGUAAAUUUACGUACAUGUGUAUACGACUCUAUAUUCCUUACCUAAUAUAUGACUCUCAGCUGCUCACCUCAUGCACUGUGUAUUGUAAUUGCCGGCAAAUGAAAUAUUUCUGGCUCACAUUUUUAGCUUUGUAUAAAAGGUUUUGGUUAAAAGUGUAAAAAAUUUAGUAAAUUGUGUAUCCUUUAAUAAAAUCCAAUGAAUGGAUGUUAUUGCAAGAACGAAUUUAAGUGAACUGAAACAAUGACUUUAAGGUUAUGCAAUAAACUAAAUUGUAUAAGUAUGAUUAAUCAUACGUGGGCUUUGAAAAUAUGUCCAAGAUUUAUAGAAAAAUGUAAAUACUUUAUUUCGUUCCGCGCAUAUAAAACGGUUGCAGUUGCUGACAUUUUCCAAAAUGAUUUUACAAAAGAUGCUCGUAUACCUGAACAUAAAAUCAUUCGUUCGAUUCUUCAAGCGUCCACAUAUUAUGAUAAGACUAUUUUUCCACCUCUUAAAACAACCGCAAUAGUUAGUUCCGAGGAUAUAGAUUAUUUAUAUACUAUAAAUUGGUUUCGCGAAUCUCCAGACAAUAUUAUUAGUGCCAUUAAAAAGUUGACAUACUCUUAUUUAAGUGGCACCCAUUUAGAAAUACAACUUUAUGACAGCAUUUUAACAGCCUGUAUUAAAUGCCUUCCAGAAUUCCAGGAUCAACAAAUAAAGAUUUUAUUGCAAUGUUCAAUUACGUUACAGGAGAUGAUAGUAAAAACAAUUUGUUAUAAAAAAUUCAUAAAAACAUUAAAUAAAGAAUGUAUAAAACGAUUUUAUGGUUCAAACAUUGAGGAAAUUUUAUUAAUAAUUGAUGCAUUUUAUCAGCUUGAUCCUUCAAAUUCUGAUUUUUUAUGGCGUGCAAUGAGAAAAUUGACUACAAAAGUAUAUAAACUUUCUGCAAAAUCACUGGUCCAGGUGUUUUUUGUUUUACCUAUAGUUAAUAUAAGUUCUAUAAAUAUGUACGAACUUGAAUGUCGUGUACAAGAAUGCAUCUCUGAUCUAACGGCAAAUGAAUUAGGGAUAAUAGCAAGAGGUUUUUUUAGAAAAAAAAGGAGACUUUACAAUAGAUUCUUAAUGCCACAGAUAAUGACUAAGGCUAUUAAACAAAUUAAUAUCAUAGAUGCUACAUCUUUGGCAUCAAUUAUGAAACUUAUUAGAUAUAGUAAUUGUCAACAUUGUUUGAAAGACUUUCAAGACUUACUGUUGUCCUUGCGCGAUGAAGUACCAAGGCUAUCAAUAAUAUGUUUAAUCCAUAUGACACAUACGUUUGGAGCAUUACGCAUAUAUGAUGAAAUUUUAACAAAUAAGAUUGCUCAAAGACUAGAAAAAGAAAUGAAAACUGCAAGAAUAAAAGAUAUUGAAAGAGUUAUUUAUUGCAUAUGUACAAUUGCUCCCAUCACAGAUUACUAUACAAAUGUAUGCCACAAAUUAAUGAAUGAAAUAAUGUUGACUUAUAAGACUACCAGAGCAGCUGAAGUUAAUAGAUAUCCAAUAUCAUUAGUACGUAUUCUGAUGUUCUUAACAAUAAAAAAUAUAUACGUACCAGAAUUACUUGAAUUCGUAUUCGAGCCUAAAUUUGUACAAAAAACAUACAACAGUAAUCUCAAAUUAUUGACAAAUGAAUGGUUGAUGUUACAUUGUUCAGUUAAAAUAGAUUUGCCUUACUACAAAGGUCCAUUGCUCGAAAACAAUUUGUAUACAUAUUUAAUAAAGAACAAAUUAGGACUAGAAUUAUAUAGCGAUUAUAUUUUACCUCAUUACUUAAAUAAAGAUCUUAUUUUUGGUUUGGACGCAGAUAACAAUUCCGUUGAAAUUGGAUCUAUUUUAUCAACAAUGCCGCUAGGUUCAAUUAAAAAUGUAAAUAAUGAUAAAUUUAAAAAUAUAAAAUGGAAAGUUUUAGUUCCAUUAUCUACUUCAGUAAAAAUAGCAAAUGCUGAUUCUUAUAUUGGAUAUAUUUAUAAGAAAUGGAGACAAUUAAGAAUCAUAGGAUAUACACCGAUCCCAAUCUGUGAAAAUAUUUGGGAGUCUAUGGAUGAAGAAAGUAAAGCGCAACAUUUAAGACAAUUAAUUUACGAAGAUAUGCAACUUGAUUUAUUUAAAACCUGAUUUUCUUAAAAAAAUUUCUUUAAAAUUCGUUUUUCCUUAAAUACUUUUCAGCCUCCAAAAAGUAAUUAGUAUUGUACAUACAAUAAUGCUGUUAUUAAAUUGUCACUAUUGUAAAAAUUAUAAUAUGUUUUGUAAUAAAAAAUUUUUUAGUAAUUGGUUUUACAUAUAUUUAUUACAAUCUAUUUUAUAUUCUAUAAUAAUUAAAAAAAUAUACAUUUUUUCUAUCAACUAUUCUCAAAAAAAUCAAGCAGAAUUUGUUUAGUAUAUUCAUAAGUUACAAAUAAUGUAGCUGUUGCUGGCACUGUCCUUAUUAACGUUGGUUUUAAACCAUUGUACAAGGAAUUUAUACCUUCAUUUCUUACGAUAUCUUUCAUAACUACUAACGCAGGAGUUUUUGAAAUAAAACGAACCUGUAUCCUACUCUUAAUUACAUCAGCUGGAAAUAUUACAAGCCAUAAAACACUUCCACCAACAGCACCAGCAACCAUAGUUUUUUGCCACCCAAUAUCAUUCCUACUUUCAUCUGGCUUUCUUAGAAGUUCUCUGGUUAAUUCAUAUCCUCCAAAAAAAAAGAAAUAUCCUGGCAUUUCACGUGCUAUAGUCGACGACAAACCAGUAAAUAAACCUCUUAUGCCUUGUUCUUUAAGAAUUUCACGUGUCAAUCCCCAUGGUCCAAUUUCUUUCUUGACUACAGUUAAUGAUGAUUUAGUUUCCAUUUGAACUUCUCUUAUUGCUUGCAGUUUACAUUUUAUAAGCUCUGUGGGGCAUAACGUUAAUGAGGAAAAAAAUGCAGCAAAAAAUCCAGCACAGGCAUUUUGCAUUGAUGUCAAAUUUUCUACUUUCUUAAUAUCUAUCUUAACUGUAUCUAACGGUUGUCCAACGUAUACAAGUGCUAUUCCACCUUAAAUCAAAUGGAACGUAACGACAUGAAGUAGAAAAAAUAAUUUAUUUCUUGUAACAAGUAAACAAUUUUUUACUAAUCCCUUAAUUUCUUUGUUGUUAACGAUCAAGAUGUUAAUUAAUACUAACAGCAGAAUUACUUUCCAAAAAAAAAAAAAAUAUAGACUCAUAAUGUGAAAUAAAUUAUACGAAUUACUAUGAAGACUAUGGAUAUUUGAAAUUUUACUUAUCUUGCAAAUUGUUUAUUUAUCUCUUAUGAAUUAUUAAAAUUGAUUGAUAAAAGUAAUAACGUAUCUAGAAUAUAUCAUGUUACCAAGUGAUCCAGAAACAAAGUCAAUCAAACCAGCUCUAAUAUUAUUUAAUUGUUGAUUUUCUUUUUCACCGAAAUCAAAUGCCAUUUUUCUCUAUAUCUAAAUUAAUAAAUUUCAAAUUGCAACGAUUAUUGAUACGACAGGUUAACACGUGGUAUUCCUUUAUCGCCCUUGCUACUAUUUGAGUGUUUAUCUGCUAUCGAGUGGAAACGAUAAGGAAAGUUUGUUUGUCGAUUAGAAAUUAGUAAUGCGAUUUGUAUCUUUUAACUUUUUUAUUUACACAACACAUUCGCAUCUCUUAUUUUACAAGUUUCUUACUUUCUGAACGAACGCGCACGCGCAUUUACACAUCUAUACAAAAUUCAUAAAGAAAUUAUUCAUUGAUCGGUAACAAAGAAAUAAUCGAAGUAUCGUACAAUAUAAUACAUUUUCACGUCUCAUGUAUUUCUGUGCACAGUUCGUUCCCUUUCGAUUAAACUCUAGUAAAAUUUUUUUGACUACGUGGAAUUCAUCUUGCAGCGACACUGCACUUUUUUACGUUGCUUAUUUCAAUAUUCUCUAAUUGUACGCUAAUUUGCAACGACACGAAUAAUAGCAUAUAACCUAAAAUAAUAGGAUAACAGGAUAUAACCUAAAAUCUAUUACUUUAUAAAAGUAUUCGAAUACAAUUGCAAUUAAAACGAGAUGAUCACAGCUUUGUAAAAAUACGAUUGGACGAUGUAUGCACGAAAAAAAAAAGUUGCAAUAUCCUAAAAACUACAAUUUCCAACGAGGCAACUUUGUUACUUAUUCUUACUAGGAAAUGCUAGAUAUCGAUAUUGGUUGUCAUAGAAACACAGUGCUACAGCUUUUAAAUUCUACAUUACUAAAAUAAUCACUUUAUCACUUCAAAUACAGAUUGAUUUAAAAAGAAUGGAUUGGAGUUUGCUUCAUCGUGUUAUAUGUAUCGCCUUGCUUCCUCGAUCGCAGUGAAACGACAAAAUAUUAUAUAAUUUCAGGCAAAUUAUUCACGAAUGUUCAAAAUAGAGUCCAAGCCGAGUUAUUUUACUGAAAUUUGCGUAGUUUAGUAAAUCAAGAAAGUUACUAGAUCGUUGUAUUCGAGAUAUACAUGUAUGACGUACGCGACAGUCUGUAGUUCCAAAACAUGGGUUUUCUCGAUUAUAUUUUCAAUUAAACGAUCAUUGUUUUUUGGUUCAUUUUAACAAGGGAAGUGUUGGUUUUCAUCCAUGUUGUGAACGAAUCGCGGAAUUCAGCACGAUGACGGCCCUCCUCGCAUUACGAAAAUAGGAAAAGUGUAUAUGGUAUAGUAGAUCUGCCAUGAUAGAUCCGAACGCGUCUUCGUCUUAUACUAAAAAAGUCAGGGAUUGUUAGCAAAAUGUGUGAUUUUUGUUGUCAGGAGAGCUUCUUAAAGUAAAAGUACAGAUUGCAGAAUGGUGGUGGAUUGCUUGUCCAUUCAAGGCUCAGUAGCUAUAAUACGGAAGCAGGAGCGAAGAUUAGGCGGGUUAGUGGCUGCAAAGAUGCAACCCAACAAUGUUGGUAGUUGCGGCGGUAUGACACCCAAAGAACUUUCCGACAAUGAUGACCUAGCUACUUCUCUCGUGUUAGAUCCUUACCUAGGAUUUACCACUCAUAAAAUGAAUAUCAGGUAUAGGCCAUUAAAAGCAAACAAAGACGAACUUCGUAAAAUUAUUUGUGAAUUUAUCCAAACGCAAAAUUACGAGAAAGCGUAUAAAAAAUUAAUGGGUGGUGACUGGGGCGCAAGACUUCCUCAUACGAAGUGUAAACAACAACAAAUAAAUUUGGAAAAACACAUUUACAGGUAUUUAAAGGUUUUUGAUAAAGAUUCUGGAUUUGCAAUAGAACCGUGCUACAGGUACAGUCUAGAAGGUCAAAAAGGUGCCAAAAUUUGUGCAACUCGCAAGUGGUUAAAACACGAUAAAAUAUCUUGUCUCGUUGGUUGUAUCGCAGAACUUAGCGAAAAGGAAGAAGCAGCGUUAUUACAUCCAGGAAAAAAUGAUUUUUCUGUUAUGUUUAGUUGCCGAAAAAAUUGUGCACAAUUAUGGUUAGGUCCAGCAGCGUACAUUAAUCACGACUGUAGAGCUAAUUGCAAGUUCGUGGCAACAGGAAGAGACACAGCUUGUGUCAAGGUUCUUCGCGACAUUGAAGUAGGGGAAGAAAUUACUUGUUUCUACGGAGAAGAUUUUUUUGGAGAUGGUAACUGUUAUUGCGAAUGUGAAACGUGUGAAAGAAGGGGAACCGGAGCAUUUGCAAAUCAAAAACCAGGAGAAGAACUUUCAUCCGGCUAUCGUUUACGAGAAACAGACAAUCGUAUCAAUCGUACGAAACAUAGACAACAGCCGCUAAGUCGUAAUAAGCAACAAGCCGAUACUGCUCUCACAGAAAGAAACGCAGUGCUUGUCGGUAAUGCUGCUGUAGCGCCGCAGAGUCUUAGCAUGAAAGAAUUAAGAAGGAAGGGAUUGACAAAAUAUGACGCAGAGUUAUUAAUUGCACAAGGAUGUCGCUUUUCUGAUAUUGCUCAACAGCAACCUAUUACAAAUAACGGGGAAAAUGUGUUACAAACAUCUCGACCUCACCCAGUUGCCAUUACAAAUUCCGCGACGAGAAAUCUACGAAAUAAACAUUUGUGCAAAUUUGACAGUAACAACGAUCAUCAGAAUAACGUUAAAAAUCACACGCUUCGAUCAUCCAGACUCCAUAAAAGGACCGAAUCAAAAAAGAACAAAGUUUCCGAAAAAGCUGUAUCUCCUUGUUUAAAUGGUUCCAUAAUAAAAACUAUCGAACUAGAAGACAUAGGUCAUCGUAAGGAAGAUUCUGACAGAGUAGACGAAGAAAUUAUAUAUUCCAGAUUACACAAGACUCAUUCAAAAAACAACUCAGACGAGGAAACUAACAAUAUUUGCCAUGUUCAGACCUCACGUCAGGAUAUACCGGAAGAAUCAACUUGCUCUAAUCUUCAAAGAGAGCGUUCAGAUUUAACAUUCGUUAAAAAUAACAAAGAAGAACCAAAUAACAAAUUGGUAAACGAAAAAGAAAUACCCGAUAUCAUUAUAGAAAUUAAUUCUAAUUCAGUAGGUAAUAUUAAUACUUCCAAUUCUAAAAAAGAACACUAUAGUACAAAUUCCUGUGAUUCAGUUCGUACAAGUUCCAUACCUGAAAGCCGAUUAGACGAUUUACACGAAACUGAGAGCGAGCCAAUCUCACGAGAAAAUCGUCAGUCGAGAAUCUGUCAUUAUAAUAAUUUGUCUUCAGUUGAAAAUUCCAAAGACACGAAUAACAUUUCGACAACAAAGUCGAACAUUUGCGUCAAAAAAUGUUUAGAACUCGAACAGAAAGUUUUGAAAGAAGAAAAAGAAAAAUAUCACGAGCUCGCGCGUAAGGAUUAUUCUCGCAAAAACGAAGAACAAAUACCUUUACUUCGUAUAAAAUCUCCUAAAAAUUCGAAUUUUCUAGAAACUGACACAACGGCAUCUACGUUCGAUAUACACGAAUGCAAUAAAGAUUCAGAGAAAAACGAUUCUAUAAGUUCAAAUGCACUGGUUAAAUACUUGAUAGAAAACGAGGCAAAUAAAUUUGACAGGUUUGUUUCGGAUUCUAACGAGUCUCCAGAUAACAACGAACACGGUAAAAUGAUAUUUGUAAAAGAAAAUACGGAUGUAGAACGUAACAAACGAAAUUGCCAAAAUGAUUCAACGAUGAAAAAUAAUAUAUACGCAGUUAACGUCGAAACGUCAGAAAUAAAAUCUGAAAAAACUGAAAUUAUCGAUACGUGUACGGAUGAUGUACAUUCUCGGGUAGAUCCUUGCAAGGAAAAUAACAAAAAUUUCAGUACGAUGGAAACUAACAAUUACAGUGAAAUUAACAAAUGUAAUUUAGGGGAUACUCGCAACGCUAUUUCAAAUCAACCCACGCAAAAGAACGAUUCAUCACACGCAACACUAAGAUCUCACAAAAAUAGAAGAAAACUUUUGAACCAGAAGAAAUCUACAAUUUCUGAACCGACGAGAGAAGAAUUGGAAACUGCUAUGGAACACAAAAUUACCGACAAUACGAUCGCAGCUGUUUCAAAAACCCGCAGCAAAGCAGAAAAAGCAAAAAGCAGGUUGACGAGAAGUCAGAAACGAGAUCGAAAAAAAAUAGCGACUAGCGAAAUUGGCGUAGCCGACGAUGAUUCGGGUAUUCAAGGUGAUAUUUAUGAGUUUAGCGAGAAGGAGAGUAAUCUGGAAGAUAUUAGAAUACCGUCGAUAAUGCGGCGUAAACAGGAAACUCGUCACACACCCGGGCUCGCGUCACACUUGCAAGAAAUGCAAUACAACGACGAGUACAACAAAGCCGAACCUCCAGUAUUACUUCCACAAGAACCAUGGCCACCAGCUAGUUGCAAUCAGAGUCAGUUGUUAGAGUCAGAUGGCAACGGCCGAUCGAGAGAAAAUUCUGUAGAUAGCGAAAGUCUAAAAAGAUUAUCAGCUUGUAGCAACGAUAGCGCGCAAAAAUUAACAACUCCUUCGGAGUGUCAAUGGCAGAUGAAUAGUUCCAAUUGUCAAGCGUGUCCAACCACUCCAGAGAGAACCGGCAGAUUAAAACUUACUCUACGCAUGAAACGUUCGCCAGUUUUGGAAGACAUCGUAGAAUCGGGUACGAGUUUAAGCGAAGAUAGUUACGAACCUGAAUACGAAGUAUUACGCGUCGAGGGUGUGGAAAGAAGCAGGCACAAGAAAAAACAUAAAACUCGAGAUCGCGAGAGACGACACAAGAAACGCGAAUUAAACCUCGAUCCUCCUCCACCGCCUAUGAAGAGGUUGCGUUUAAUUUUUGGCAAUGAAACACAUACCAUCGACUUUCCACAUUCUUAACAACUAUAAACAAUGAUUCUCCAUACCUGGAACAAAUUAUAAAUACAACUUAGACAUGUAACGACAGGGCUCCUUAUCUCGUAACAUUGUGAAUUUAUUUGUAGUUCAAGCGAUAAGCGAUGUGCCGUCGCCAAACUUUACAGAUAUCCGACGAUAAAACUAUCGCGUUCCGAUUUUGUGUUAUUUUUUACUAUUUAAAUUUUGUCUCGCUUCUCGUUCUCGUUCCAACAACGAACAAUCGAAGGCCUAGUAAAAUUCCUCCCAAGACGGAAAACAGUAACGAAAAAUAAAACAGGGACGUACAUUGAUUUAUAGCGAACGUUCGUUCGAAAAUUUGACACAGCGUUGCUCGAAGCAGUUAACGAACAAGCAAUUAGUUCAUCGCGACACGUUCGUUCGUAGUAAAAUUAUAGCAUUUUAUUUUUACCAUUUUCGACGUAGCGAGCAAAUUUUUAAAAUCUGUGGUCUUUCGUCGUCGAUUUAUUCUCGAUAUUAACGAGUUUACGUCAUUGUUAAACUAUUUUUUACCAAGAAAAUAUUUACGUCGUAUUCAAAUUUCACACGUAUAGGACAAAGGGAACAGCGAUCGUCUCUCUGUUUUAAAGGAACAAGGAAAGAACAUAACGAGUCGAAUUAUAUUCAAUUGCUAUUUCCGUAGACGAGGACAAAGGGAAAAAAAAAUGCAUACUCUUAUACUAUGUAUAAUAGUUGUAAUAGUCGUAACGAUAGUAAUAAUAACAACAGUAAUAAUAAUAGUAAUAAUAAU